AUGGUGAUCCACAAAGCUCAUUAUGGGGAUUUCAAUAAAAGCAGGACAUUUGAUGUGAAUGCAGCCAUUGAUGCGCAGUGUAGUAGACUAACAAAUUGUCAGGUGAAACCUCUUUGUAGUGGAAAAAGUUCCUGUGAACUGACCGUCAACAAUAAUUUACUGCCAUCAAAAUAUUGCCCUGAUAUUGCAAAAGAACUUUAUGUUGAAUACACUUGUGUGGAUAAUUACGUAGAACCCAUAACAACAGUUACCAACAUAAGAUUAUCAAAGUCACCUAACAAAGGUUUCCUUGAAAUAAAGAACGGUUCCACUUGGAGAAAAGUUAAUGAAGAAAUUCCGUUUAAGAACCGGGAAAACAUCCUGUGUGAGCGUUUAGGAUUCAUUGGGACAAGUUGGAACAAUGUCAGUACAAAGGAAAUUGGAAACAGACAAGUUAUUGCAACCGGUGAUCUCUGUUAUAACAACACAAAAUCAAGCAAUACCCCCUGUUGUACCCAUCUUCUACUUGCUACGGUCGCUCCUGACAUCAAGUUGCCAUAUUUCACAUGCAGUGAGAUAUGCGAGAACGCAUUGUUACAGAACGAAACUAAGUUUCCAGACACAGUAUUUUCUGGAAAUGGUUCUACUGAAAAUACCAAGUACAAAGAAGCGAGAUUUUCUAGCGAUGGUUGGUGUCCAACCGAGUCUGGAGACAAAUAUCUUAAGAUUGACCUUCAAAACGACUAUCGCAUAACACAAGUUAUGAUUAUGGGUGAUAAAGAUCAGACAAAGUGGAGUGGAUCAUAUUCAUUGAAAUACAGUCAUGAUGAAAGUUUGGUGGAUGGCGGUGAUGAAGUGCAGAUAAAUGGAAAUCAAAACGCUUAUCAAGUAUCAGCCACAGACGUGGAUAUUUAUAAUGUCCGAUACAUGAAGUUGAAGUCAAACGGAGGAACAAACUUUUGCCUUAGAAUAGAAGUGUGUGGUGAAGUCCAAACGCCAGCUCCCGUACAAAGGAUUCUCGCCGAACCAUCGUUCUAUUCUGUCAAUCUAACGUGGACAAUACCAGCGGCUGAAACGUCUUCUUAUAUAACUCAUUUCAUCAUUUAUUUGAAUAACGGCACAGAGAGAGAAAGAAUAUCCCGUGCUCAAUAUGGAAAUCAUUUCAUUCUUCGAAGUCUCAACCCGAACACUUAUUAUAAAGUUGGCAUAAAGACACAGGAUGGAAUUUCCAUGACGUCCACAAUAGUUUAUAAAAGCUUUAAAACUAAAAGAGCUGGUAAGGUAUACUAG
This is a messenger RNA of Dendronephthya gigantea, 1269 nucleotides long. RefSeq lists its product as uncharacterized. Gene Ontology annotation, molecular function: protein binding; carbohydrate binding. NCBI's taxonomy places the organism in Eukaryota, Metazoa, Cnidaria, Anthozoa, Malacalcyonacea, Nephtheidae. The transcript is spliced from 5 exons. The coding region runs from base 1 to 1269 and encodes 422 amino acids. Gene Ontology annotation, cellular component: membrane. The record is from RefSeq and is a predicted model, not a curated record.